AUGGCGCCCCCAGAUCGACGCCCUCGUGCACCUAGCUUUUAUGGCAGAUCUGAAAGCCCUGCUCUCCUGCCACAGGCCCUUGCAAACAGAGAGCGAAGGGCUCGAGAGAUGCAGACGCAGCACAAUCUUUCGCUGGAUUGGCAGAAGGCCCGGGACAGACGAGACCAGGAGAAACGUGAUCAGGAGAAACGCGAUGAAGAGGAACAGGAUAGACGAGACCGGGAGAAAUGGGCCCGGGAGAAACGCGUGCAACAGCAACGAGCCCGGGAAACGAAAUCCCAGGAAGAACAAGCCCAGGCCCAGGAGAGCCAAGUUCAUGCAUCCAAAGGUCCAUCUGGAGCGAGAGAUGCUGUCGGUUGA
Penicillium brevicompactum is the source of this 360-nucleotide messenger RNA. RefSeq lists its product as uncharacterized. The record is from RefSeq and is a predicted model, not a curated record. Lineage: Eukaryota; Fungi; Ascomycota; Eurotiomycetes; Eurotiales; Aspergillaceae. The coding region runs from base 1 to 360 and encodes 119 amino acids. The transcript has a single exon.